CGUGGUGUUUUCACUAGUCCACCUUCAUCUCCCUCCCCGGCUGUUCAUUCACACACACUGCUUCUGUUGGAGAGACGCCACAACUCAGACAUGAGCGGACGAGUUGGAGACCUAAGCCCCACGCAGGCAGAAAUCUUAUCUGAGUUUCGGGGGAGGAUCCAGGACAUCCUCCCCAGCCUGCCUGCUCAGCAUGACCACUACCUCCUCCGCUGGCUCCGAGCUCGUAGCUUCAAUGUUCAGAAAGCCGAGGCCAUGGUCAGAAAGCAUGUGGAGUUCAGGAGACAGAUGAGAGUGGACUCCAUCAUAUCUGACUGGAAGCCUCCAGAGGUGAUUGAGAAGUACGUGUCUGGAGGGAUGUGCGGCUAUGACAAGGAGGGAAGUCCCAUCUGGUACGAUGUGAUUGGUCCUCUGGAUCCUAAAGGUCUGCUGUUGUCGGCGACCAAACAGGACUUCAUAAAGACCAAGAUCAGACACACAGAGAUGCUGCAGAGGGAGUGCAGGAGGCAGUCAGAGAAGUUGUCAACCAACAUUGAGGCCAUCACUCUGAUCUAUGACUGUGAAGGACUUGGACUGAAGCAUAUAUGGAAACCUGCUAUUGAGACCUAUGGAGAGAUCCUCACCAUGUUUGAAGACAACUAUCCGGAGGGGCUGAAGAGAGUGUUCCUCAUCAAAGCUCCCAAAAUGUUUCCUAUGGCCUACAACUUGAUCAAACACUUUCUAUGUGAGGAAACACGACGCAAGAUCAUCGUUUUAGGAAGUAACUGGCAGGAGGUUCUGCAUAAACACAUCGACCCAGAGCAGCUGCCUGUGGUGUACGGAGGAACCCUGACCGACCCUGAUGGAGACCCUCGCUGCAGAACCAUGAUAAAGUACGGCGGCACAGUUCCCAGGUCCUACUACGUGCAGGACUCGGUGAAGGUUCAGUAUGACAGUAGUGUGACCAUCAGCCGAGGCUCCGUCUUCCAGCUCGAGUACGACGUUACUGCAGCCAGCAGCCUGCUGAGGUGGCAGUUUGCCAGUGAUGGAGCAGAUAUUGGGUUUGGAGUGUACCGACGGACCAAAGAGGGCCGCGGUCAGAAGGUGGCUGAGAUGCUGCAGGUUUUGCCCAGUGAACGCUACAACGCCCACCUGGUCCCUGAAGACAGCUGCCUCACCUGUACAGAGCCGGGAGUCUAUGUGCUGUGUUUUGACAACAGCUACAGCAUCCUUCAGUCCAAGAAGGUGAGCUACAAAGUGGAGGUUGUUCCUCCUGCAGAUGGACAGAUGCAGAGUCCACGCAGCAGAGGAGGAGACAUGAGGCUGCAGUGAGGACGUCCACACCUGAACUACACAUCACAGAUCCCCGACAAGCGACAUCGACAUCGCGGCAUCAGGGCUGGAUUUACCUUCUUAAAGCCCCCAUUUGUCCCACUUAGUGUUAGUUUAAACUUAGUAAUUCGUUUGUAGUAGCUGGAUUAAUACGUGAACACCAGCCUGAAAUAAGUGCUGUUACACCUCAACAUGACAGUAUGAAAACAUGAUGUCCCUUUUUCAGCACAACCAGCACUAUUUGAACACCUGUAUUGUUGUCAUGUCACAUGAUGUAAGUAGCCUAUGGAUAUACACUACCGUUCAAAAGUUUGGGGUCACUUAGAAAUGUCCUUAUUUUUGAAAGAAAAGCAGUUUUUUUUUUCAAUGACGGUAACAUUUAAUGAACCAGAAAUCCAGUCUAGACAUUGUUAAUGUGGUAAAUGACUAUUCUAGCUGGAAACAGCUGAUUUUUAAUGGAAUAUCUCCAUAGGGGUACAGAGGAACAUUUCCAGCAACCAUCACUCCUGUGUUCUAAUGCUACAUUGUGUUAGCUAAUCAUGUUGAAAGGCUGGAUGAUUACAUGAAUAAAAGUGUGAGUUUUCACUGAAAACAUGAAAUUGUCUAGGCGACCCCAAACUUUUGAACGCUAGUGUAAUUUGAAACAGAACUUUAUGACACUACAUUCACUUUUCAACACAGAAAAGACUGUUUGCUAUCUUUGAACGUGUAGCCCAAGGCAUCAGUACAGUGCUACCAACCAAGUGAGCAUUUGUUCAAAUUACUACAAACACCAGAGUGUGAACCUGGAUUCUUUUGUCCCCCUGAUGUUAAUCCAGCCUUAGUUUUCAUUGCAAACAGGGACCACUCAGGUUCACAGAAACAUAAGUUUCAGAAGACUUUAUUUCAGCAGCAUUUCAAACCAGAACCACAUUAACUCUAUAAGCUCAUCAUUUAACGUUGAAGGAACAUUUUAUGAGCUAUUGCCAUGUUUUUGUACUUUAAUCUUUACUGUGAGAAGCUAAUGAAUGACUCUGUCAGGACUUACUUUCUGAGGUUGUUUAUCAAGUGGAGAUCUGCUUGAUUCUUGUAGUCUCACCGUCAAAUUGAAAGAUAAUAGAAUUUGUUCUUCCAUUUUAUAACGCUAUAUUGUUUUGAAAUGAAGGAUGUUGAUAAUUAUCUUUGAUAUGCCCCAAAACACCCUUCGAAACCAUGAAACAUCAUUAUGAAGUCUUGUUGUAAAUGAAACAAUGAUCAUUUGUUAUUAAUUUAUGGAAACUUCUGUUACCUUUAGUUCGUCUAAUAGUAAGUACAUAAUAAACACAGCAAUUGUGUAUUCAUAAAAUGUAGUUUUUUUGUUGUGUGUGCAUUAUAUACACUAUCCCUCAGGUGCAUCUGUGUACAAGCAGACAGAAAAUGAUCACAACAGACAAAAUGUGAUCACAAUAUAAGCAUACAGUUUGACAAAUAACACAGAAGGAUGGAAAUGAAACACAGAAUGACCACACACAGUUACAAACUGACCAGCAAAAAUGCAAAAAAAAUUGAAAAAACCACAAGAACACACAAUAUGACCACAAAGAAGCACAAGAAUGCGGGUUUGUCUUGCCCCUUUUACAUGUCCUGUACAUAUCUGUUGUCUCUCUUGACAGAUCAAGAGAGAACAUGUCCUAUGACUGACUGCUGUUUUCUUUUAUUUCUUGUUUGUGGGUCAUUCCAGAAUUAGAGGACAUUUGGGCUUCAAAACCUUUGAAAAAUACAACUCUUUUACAAUUUUCUGCUACAUAUUGUAAAUGAGGUUUGUUUUUGUAAAAUGUAACAUGUAUCAACUUGAAAUUACGAAAGGGCUGCCUUAAAAUUUGGAGUUAAGUCAAACUUAUUUUGUUAUCUUGAUUAAAUAUCUCUUGUGUCAA
This is a messenger RNA of Amphiprion ocellaris (clown anemonefish), 3200 nucleotides long. RefSeq names its product SEC14-like protein 2. The record is from RefSeq and is a predicted model, not a curated record. The coding region runs from base 91 to 1308 and encodes 405 amino acids. The transcript has 12 exons. Gene Ontology annotation, cellular component: cytoplasm. Lineage: Eukaryota; Metazoa; Chordata; Actinopteri; Pomacentridae.